This is a messenger RNA of Amblyraja radiata (thorny skate), 670 nucleotides long. It is a transcript of the gene mpc2b, whose product is annotated as mitochondrial pyruvate carrier 2b. Bases 110 to 484 code for a protein of 124 amino acids. Gene Ontology annotation, biological process: pyruvate import into mitochondria. The transcript is spliced from 5 exons. The record is from RefSeq and is a predicted model, not a curated record. NCBI's taxonomy places the organism in Eukaryota, Metazoa, Chordata, Chondrichthyes, Rajiformes, Rajidae. Gene Ontology annotation, cellular component: mitochondrial inner membrane.
GAGGACAAACUUGUAGGACGCGUCUAGCGGGCCAUAACUCUCCCAACUCUCGCCAUCCUGCGCGGUGUUGAUCAGAUAUUUAUCGACCGGCUGAUUAACCGCGUGAAAGAUGGCAGUGACGGGCCUCAGAGCCAAUUACCACCGGGUGAUGGACAAGAUCGGGUUAAUGCUGCCCCCCAGGAUGAGGCCUUUCUACGAUCACCCGGCAGGUCCUCGUACUGUUUUUUUCUGGUCACCAAUCAUGAAAUGUAGUUUAGUCGUUGCAGGAUUAGCUGAUUUGACUCGACCACCGGAGAAACUUAGUCCAGCUCAAUCAGGAGUGCUCUGUGCUACAGGCUUGAUUUGGUCCAGAUACUCUCUGGUGAUUAUUCCCAAGAACUGGAGUUUGUUUGCUGUAAACUUCUUUUUGGGCUGUGCAGGUAGUACACAGCUGAUCCGUAUUGCCAAGUACCAUUAUGAUAUAAAACCCAAGGCACAGGAAUGAAAACAACGGCACCCCAUAUCAUCCAAGACAACUUGUCUCUAAUAUAUUUGUAAAUGUGCUCAGUUACAGAUACGUUAAUAACUUGCCUCUAAUGGUUUUAUAGUGGAGAUUGUUACAAAUAAUAUUUGUAAUUAUGUCCUUCAUCUCCCAAUAAAUGACCUCAUAUUAGCUGCAGUUUCUUGCUAA